AUGCUCGCGCCGUCUCUCGCCCUGUUCUUCAGGAAUGCUUCCAAGAAAAGCGACGACAGUGGACACCUUCAGGAGGUGCGGGAGACCUCCUCAACGCAAGUUGAUUUUUGCGGCAAAGAGGCUUGCCGUCGAAUGAGCUCCUUGCUCAAGGACUCGCUGGACGUGAGGCGCGACCCUUGCGAAGAUUUCUAUGAGUACGUGUGCGGUUCGUGGCCAACGAAGCACCCGGGUCGCAGUGUCACGCAGGUCCUCGCCUCUGCUUUUCGGAACAACGUUACCAGGCGUGCCAGAGACGUGCGCAUUCCGUAUGCUUCCGAAGUCAGGAAACAGACCAGCGUGCAGAAAGCGGCAAGGCAUCUUGUAGCGUGCGAUGACAUUGUCGCAGAGGGGCAAGACCAGUCGGCGUACGUCGGGGAAGUUCUGGCGGAAGGCGGCGUCACAUGGCCGGAUAAUGGCGUCGACGGCAACACUUCUUCAGACGUCCUGGAUAGCAUGAUCUACAUGACCAAAGUGGUCAAGAUUCCGGUGCUCUUAGAAGUAACCCUGGAGAGUGGAUCCAAUGAGCGCGUCAUCAUUAGAAGGCCGGAGAACGUGGCGUCAGUUCUAGGCGGCAAGCAUUAG
Molecule: messenger RNA, 621 nt
Organism: Rhipicephalus microplus (southern cattle tick)
Lineage: Eukaryota; Metazoa; Arthropoda; Arachnida; Ixodida; Ixodidae
Product: neprilysin-1-like
Source: RefSeq, a predicted model, not a curated record